Sinocyclocheilus grahami is the source of this 1520-nucleotide messenger RNA. RefSeq names its product RNA-binding motif, single-stranded-interacting protein 1. NCBI's taxonomy places the organism in Eukaryota, Metazoa, Chordata, Actinopteri, Cypriniformes, Cyprinidae. The record is from RefSeq and is a predicted model, not a curated record. Gene Ontology annotation, molecular function: RNA binding. Gene Ontology annotation, cellular component: ribonucleoprotein complex. The coding region runs from base 266 to 1456 and encodes 396 amino acids. The transcript is spliced from 14 exons.
GAAACAGACAGGCUGAGCAAGCUGACUACAGCGAGCGUCCGUGGGAUAUAUGCUGCUCACCCUUCUGCAACACCUAUUAUUUCUCCCCCGCAACAAUUCGGUCUUAAAGAUACGUCAAAGUGAGACUCUAUCACAGCGCUGCUCGCUCUCUAUGGUUUGUAGAGCCACAGAUACAACUUUACCCUCCUGGAUACACGAGAACAUACGAGAUAGAAGCAUUUGGUAGAAAUUUAUUCAUCCGUCGGUGGAUAUUCAGUUGUUGAGGAUGAUUUUUGCCAAUUCUGGCCACACAGUAAGGACGUCGCAUAAUCGUAAACAGCCUCCUGUUGGCCCCACCUCCUACCCGAUGGCUCCGCCCAGUCCUGGAACCAACAGCAGCACCAAUCACAGCAGCAGCAGCAGCACAGCCGGCUGGGAGCAGCUCAGUAAAACGAACCUCUACAUCCGUGGUUUACCACCAACCACCACCGACCAUGACCUGGUCAAGCUCUGCCAGCCAUAUGGAAAAAUCGUAUCAACCAAAGCCAUCUUAGACAAAGCCACAAACAGAUGCAAAGGCUAUGGCUUUGUGGACUUUGACAGCCCUGCUGCUGCUCAGAAAGCCGUCAGCGCUCUGAAGACCAGCGGAGUUCAGGCUCAGAUGGCAAAGCAACAAGAGCAGGACCCCACUAACCUGUACAUAUCUAACCUGCCACUGACCAUGGAUGAACAGGAGUUAGAGGCCAUGCUGAAGCCCUUCGGACAGGUCGUCUCCACACGCGUCCUGCGGGACACCAACGGGGCCAGCCGAGGGGUCGGAUUUGCGAGGAUGGAGUCUACGGAGAAAUGUGAAGCUGUCAUCUCUCACUUCAAUGGGAAAUUUCUCAAAACACCAGCUGGAGUUAUGGCCCCAUCAGAACCCUUGCUGUGCAAGUUUGCGGACGGAGGCCAGAAGAAGCGUCAGAGUCUAAAUAAAUAUGUGCAGAACGGACGAGCCUGGGCCAGAGACGGAGAGACCAGACUUACUGGCAUGACACUCACAUACGACCCCACCACAGCUGCUAUGCAAAAUGGAUUCUAUCCGACCGCCUACAGUAUUACAAACAGAAUGAUCACACAGACCCCCAUUUCUCCAUACAUCUCCCCUGUGUCCACAUACCAGGUACAGAAUCCAUCCUGGGUCACCCAUCAGCCCUACAUCUUGCAGCAUCCGGGAGCAGUGAUAUCGCCCUCUAUAGAUCACUCCAUGUCUCUGCAACCCGCGUCCAUGUUGGGUCCUCUCACUCAGCAGAUGAAUCACCUCUCUCUGGGCAGCGCAGGAACGUUUAUGCCAGCCAAUCCAGCUCUCCAGGGGCCGUAUAUCCCUCCAUACACUCACAUGCAGACCACCGCCGUCUCAGUAGAGGAGAACAGUCCACAACCUCCGGUGGAAUCGUCCAGUGAUCAUUCACCUUAUACCUAUCAGCAGGCCAAGUGAUGAAGAGGGUUGUCGGGGUUCGAGAGAGAAGGGGACGACUGCUAAAUCAAUAACAGCUUCCUUC